CAACCUUGUUCCCAUUUUCUCUCUCUGUCACCAUUGUUUGUAAUUGUCGCUGUUUGGUUCUGAGAAAACCGUGUACGAUAUCGAAAUGUCGGCCCCAGUGGACCCUACUGAUCAAGGUGUUGAUGCCAUUCCCCGCUCUACGGCUGCCCCAAAUUGGACAAUUAAUGUUUCAGAUAUAAGAACAGUUAAGGUAAACAAUAUAUCAAUGGUUACUACGGAGAAGGAUAUUAGAGAUUUUUUUUCAUUCUCGGGUGAAAUUCGAUACGUUGAGAUGCAAAGGGAAACUGAGAGCACUCAGAUUGCAUAUGUUACCUUCAAGGAUUCACAGGAAGCAGACACAGCAGCGCUCUUGACGGGUUCCAACAUAGCUAAUGUUUCUGUCACCAUCACACCUGUUGAGAACUACCAGCUGCCCCCUGAUGCUCUUCCCUCAAGUCCUGAGAAAAAGCAAACUUCUGCUGCUGUUAAGAAGGCUGAAGAUGUGGUGAGCACCAUGCUUGCCAAGGGUUUCAUUUUAGGAAAGGAUGCAAUCAACAGGGCAAAAUCCUUUGAUGAACGUCACAACUUGACCUCAAAUGCUUCUGCCGCAGUUGCUUCCAUUGAUCGUAAAAUGGAUUUAAGUGGUAAACUAAGCAUUGGAACAUCUAUAGUCAAUGACAAGGUGAGAGAGAUGGAUGAAAAGUUUCAUGUUUCUGAAAAGACAAAGUCUGCUAUCGCUGUUGCUGAGCAGAAGGCAAGUAGUAUCAUGAGCUAUCCUUACGUAUCAACUGGAGCUUCAUGGGUGUCAACUGCCUUCACUGCUGUUGCAAAAGCAGCUGAGGAUGUAAGCACAAUGACAAAGGAGAAGGUUGAACUUGCUCAAGUGGAAAAGAAGGAUAUUAUUUUCUGUGAAAGGAAAGGAACCGUUGAUGAAUUGGCACAGAUACACUCUGAGAAGCCUUCAGAAAUUCCUGCUCAUUCAGGUCAUGAUAGUAAGUUGGGAAUUAUGUGA
Molecule: messenger RNA, 991 nt
Organism: Gastrolobium bilobum
Lineage: Eukaryota; Viridiplantae; Streptophyta; Magnoliopsida; Fabales; Fabaceae
Product: binding partner of ACD11 1-like
Exons: 6
Coding region: 86-991 (301 amino acids)
Molecular function (GO): RNA binding
Source: RefSeq, a predicted model, not a curated record